AUGUCCACUCCCAGCGGCAAAACAAGAGCCCCUCGCACCGUCUUCGAGGAGCAGCGCGAAGAACUAGUCAGAGAAAUUGCAAAUAGCAUGGAAGAAGUCCUAGCAAACAUCAACCGGCUAAGUCGGAAUCUGGACAGCGUCAUUGCGGUGGGCAACGAGUUUGGCUCUGUGGAGGCGCUCUGGUCACAGUUUGAGAACUUCAUGGGCCGGUCGCAGGAAGAAGUCGAAGGGAACCACAGGCCGAAGGAGGAGCAUGAUGAGGGUCAGAGCGAGAUGCAUCAGUAA
Aspergillus mulundensis is the source of this 285-nucleotide messenger RNA. Its product is annotated as DASH complex subunit DAD1. Gene Ontology annotation, cellular component: spindle microtubule; mitotic spindle; mitotic spindle pole body. Bases 1 to 285 code for a protein of 94 amino acids. Lineage: Eukaryota; Fungi; Ascomycota; Eurotiomycetes; Eurotiales; Aspergillaceae. The transcript has 3 exons. The record is from RefSeq and is a predicted model, not a curated record.